Messenger RNA from Vitis vinifera (wine grape), 3156 nucleotides. RefSeq names its product sulfate transporter. The transcript has 15 exons. Gene Ontology annotation, molecular function: secondary active sulfate transmembrane transporter activity. Gene Ontology annotation, biological process: transmembrane transport. Gene Ontology annotation, cellular component: membrane. NCBI's taxonomy places the organism in Eukaryota, Viridiplantae, Streptophyta, Magnoliopsida, Vitales, Vitaceae. The record is from RefSeq and is a predicted model, not a curated record. Bases 910 to 2886 code for a protein of 658 amino acids.
AAGUGUGGGUUCAGAAUCGAAUAUCAUUGUUGUAAUCAGCAACUAGUUAAUGGUGAGGUGUUUGAUUGAUUUAGUCAAGUUGAUUUUCACAGUUUCUGAAAGUAGAAAAAGCAACAUGGUUGAUUAUUGAUUUCAGCAUUUUAUCAUCUUAUAAAUCCUGGUAGGGAUGACUUGAUUCUGUGGUGCUUUGUUUAAUUUUAUUGCACACUCGGCUGCUGUAUUCUGUGUCAAUUGCAGUAAGAAAAUGCUCUUUUCAAGAUGCAAAACAAGGCAGUCAAUUCAAUAAUAACCUGUUCUUAAUGAAGUGGGUGGUAUAGGUUUUCUUUUUUGUCGUUUGGCUGGUUGUUUAUAGGUGUGGUGCCUAUAAGCAGUAAAUAUUCAUCUGAUUAAGUUGCCACUAAUAAGAUACCAGAAUGAUUCAAUGUUUUUGUGCAAGUAAUCAUUUAAAAUUGAAAAUGGUAAGUUGGAUGAUCACUUGUGAUGGUUGGGAGGGUUGCGUCUCAUUUUUUUGAACACCCGGGAGCACCAUACAUUGGGGAGUUUGUCCAGUUGAUACUCUUUAAGAACUUUACAAGAAGAUUAUAAGGAGAAAACAUAAUAUAGGAAAGGAAGGGAAAAUUUGGUGGUUGUCUGUAUUGAUUCUAUGCGCCACAUGUACUUCAAGUCAACACCUCCCACAGACUCUAUGUACUGUUCUGCAAUUUCAGAUAUCGUGAGGGAGAUGAUCACUUGCUUACAUCAAUAAUAAGGCUAUUGAAUAGUCUAUAUGCAUUCAGGACUUAUAUAAGGAAGAACUCCACCUUCCUUUCAUGCUCAAGAAGGGUCGGCACUUUCUAAGCCUCGAAUCAUCCAACCCUCCUUUCCCAAGCCUCGUUUGAUUCUGCUGGGGUUCAGUAGUCCUUGUCUGCAAUGGGGCCCCAUUCAACUGAUGAGGUGCCAGAAGCGAAAGAGGACAUUCGUAGCCUGUCAUCCUCACACAGACAUACGCCGAACUUGCCGUACAUGCACAAGGUGGGAGUUCCCCCUAAGCAAAAUCUCUUCAAGGAAUUCAAAACCACAGUGAAGGAGACGUUCUUUGCAGAUGAUCCUCUUCGCUCUUUCAAGGAUCAAUCUAAAUCUCGGAAGUUCAUUCUAGGCAUCCAGGCUAUUUUCCCCAUUCUUGAAUGGGGGAGAAGCUACAACCUAACUAAGUUUAGAGGGGAUCUCAUUGCUGGACUCACCAUUGCAAGUCUCUGCAUUCCUCAGGAUAUCGGGUAUGCAAAACUUGCAUCUUUGGAACCUCAGUAUGGGCUAUACUCCAGCUUCGUUCCUCCACUGAUUUAUGCCUUCAUGGGCAGUUCAAGAGACAUAGCCAUAGGGCCAGUUGCUGUGGUGUCUCUCUUACUAGGAAGUCUGCUUCGGGCAGAGAUUGAUCCCACAGAAAAUCCAGCAGAGUAUCUGCGGCUUGCAUUCACAGCUACAUUUUUUGCUGGGAUCACACAAGCCACACUUGGAUUUUUUAGAUUAGGUUUCUUGAUCGAUUUCUUAUCCCAUGCUGCCAUUGUUGGUUUUAUGGGUGGAGCUGCGAUUACAAUAGCCCUCCAACAGCUUAAAGGUUUUCUUGGCAUCAAGAAUUUCACAAAGGAAACUGAUAUUAUUUCUGUAAUGCAUUCAGUAUGGGCCUCAGUUCAUCACGGGUGGAACUGGCAGACUAUAGUCAUUGGGGCUACCUUUUUGGGUUUUCUUCUAUUUGCUAAGUACAUUGGAAAGAAGAACAAGAAAUUUUUCUGGGUACCUGCAAUUGCUCCAUUGAUAUCAGUUAUUCUGUCUACCUUCUUCGUGUACAUUACCCGUGCAGAUAAGAAAGGUGUUCAAAUUGUGAAACACAUAGAUAAAGGAAUCAAUCCUUCAUCUGCAAGUCAAAUAUAUUUCAGUGGUGUUUAUCUCCUAAAAGGAUUUAAAAUUGGUGUUGUGGCUGGUUUGAUAGCAUUGACGGAAGCCGUGGCAAUUGGCAGAACAUUUGCUUCCAUGAAGGACUAUCAACUGGAUGGAAACAAAGAAAUGGUGGCCCUAGGAGCAAUGAAUAUUGUUGGUUCAAUGACUUCUUGCUAUGUGGCAACAGGUUCCUUCUCUCGUUCAGCAGUAAACUACAUGGCCGGAUGCAAGACUGCAGUCUCUAACAUUGUGAUGUCCUGUGUUGUAUUCCUAACCCUGGAAUUCAUCACACCUCUUUUCAAAUACACCCCAAAUGCCAUUCUUGCUUCCAUCAUUAUAUCUGCUGUGAUUGGCCUAAUUGACUACGAUGCAGCAAUUCUGAUAUGGAAGAUUGAUAAAUUUGAUUUUGUUGCUUGCAUGGGAGCCUUCUUUGGUGUGGUUUUUAAAUCUGUUGAGAUUGGUCUCUUAAUUGCGGUUGCCAUAUCCUUUGCCAAGAUCCUCCUACAAGUUACAAGGCCAAGGACUGCAAUUCUUGGGAAGCUCCCUAGGACAACUGUUUACAGGAACAUCCAACAAUAUCCAGAGGCAACUAAAAUUCCAGGCUUGUUAAUUGUGAGGAUUGAUUCUGCAAUCUACUUUUCCAAUUCUAACUACGUCAAGGAAAGGAUACUGAGAUGGUUGACUGAUGAGGAAGAACACUUGAAAAAAGCCAACCUACCAAGAGUUCAAUUUUUGAUUGUUGAGAUGUCCCCUGUAACUGACAUAGACACCAGUGGCAUCCAUGCAUUGGAAGAGUUACACAGGAGUCUCCUAAAGAGAGAUGUCAAACUGGUUCUGGCAAAUCCUGGGCAAGUGGUUAUCGACAAGCUUCAUGCAUCCAAGUUCGCAGAUGAUAUCGGCGAGGACAAGAUCUUUCUCACGGUUGGAGAUGCUGUCGUAACCUGCUCUCCCAAGUUGGCAGAGGAAGUUUAAGCCUUUAAGGUGUUCCAAAAGCAGAAACAAAAAAGAAAAGAAUAGAAAAAUAAUGCAAUGUGGGUGAGAGAGAGAGAGAAAUGAGAUUGGCAUCUGUAAAUAGUGUUGAAGUGAAGAAAGAGGGAGCUCAGGGUCUGAUCCAUGGUGGGUGGGGUCACCAUACAGGUGGUUGAGUGCGUGGAUGGUCCCCCUCUUUUUUCCUCGUCUUUCUUUCCAUCAUUUUCCCUUUAAGCAUAAAAAAUGAAGAAGAAAGAAACUGUUAUUUCUCAA